Angiostrongylus costaricensis is the source of this 1263-nucleotide messenger RNA. Lineage: Eukaryota; Metazoa; Nematoda; Chromadorea; Rhabditida; Metastrongylidae. The record is from the annotation of a GenBank genome assembly.
AUGGAACGACGAAUAACGUCCGCCGCAGCAGUUGUGUAUUUACUCGUCCACGGUAGAGUAAUGACAUUGUCCAGCAACGAUGCUAAGAAGAUCACUGAUAUUAAUGUCAAAAAUUACCACCAGUUUUCGGAGAACUUCCCUUGUACUCCAAAUGAUGACAACGUCGUACUGGUUCUAAUUGCAGAUUUUCUAGACCGCUCAGUGAAGCUAUGGCGAACUCCUACUGGAAAAUUGAGAGUUCCAACAUCUUUCUCAUGGACAUCUAGUCUCUCACCAAAUCGUACUACUGGUCAUCUCAUCGCAGGGAGCGGAAGAGUUGAUGAGGAUUCUUUAAAAGCAAAGGUUACAUCGAGAUCAGGGGCUAUUGAUAUCUCUGCUUUAUUGGGAGAUGUUCCUGUGUCCAACGAUAGUUCACAAUUGGACAAUAAGCAGAUGUCUAAACCUAUAAAAACAGAGCCUAUGGACUUGGAUGAAACAGCAGUUGAGCCACGUGAGUUACAGCAGUGUGAAUCCAGUAACGACAAUCGACGAGGUGAGCUGGUUAAGCCAGUCGGUCAGCCAUUGUUCAAUGAUGAGAUCCGCGCAAAUUUUUUUGGGAAGAGCUGUAGUAUUUGCCGGACAACUCUUCCGGCCAUGAAAAGAAAUUUGCUAUCCUUGGAGGCACGUCUUGGUACCAUGGUGGAGAUUGUACAGAAUCUGCUAACUAACUUAAAUCCGCAUGACAGAAAGAUUCUUGAACUAACAAAAACGAUUGGUAGUCAUCGUUUAUCAAAUGGCGACGUAAAGGACGCUACAGUUGUAGCUACCACAUCUUCGUCCGCAACGACAGGCACAGUAUCAUAUCAUACCAGUGAUCUUGGGUAUGAGUCGGAAAAACCAUCAUCAUGUCCUUCGCCCAUUGCUAUUCAAGUUGAUGAACUUUUGGAAUCCAGAAAUAAUGAAGCCGAAUUAGAUGGUGGUCAUCAGUGCUUGUAUCCUGUGCUUUCGGAACCUUUGCCCUCCAUUGUUUCCUUGAAAGAGCAAUCGGUUUCGUCACCACGGUGUAUUCCUGUCCUACGAGGACCACGAUUCAUUCUAGCUGAUAGGGCGAGUGCUCUGCGAACCGUAUACAGCAGUAACGCAAUGUCUGAAACAACAAAAAAUGGUGAAAUGGAAUCAGGUAUACAAAGGACGCAGAUAACUAUCAAAGUUGGCGAAGAUGUAAAGCCAGAUACUGGUUCCAUAUCGAGCGAUGCCAACGUAAAGAUUACUAUUCAUCUCUGA